GUAUGGAGCCAAACGAAGUGUGGCCGACUUAGGGCAGACAAGCAAGCGAUGUCUCACACUCCCGUUACGCCGCUGCCUUCCCGCAAACUAACUAUCAUCACUUGUGAUAACUUAGGUCGCGAACUAGAGUGGGACGGGCUCGGGGAGGAUGGUGCGGGUAAUCCGAUAAGAUGUUCCUGGGCGGACGUGCUGCAGUCCGUGUCGAGUCGCCUUUGGAACCCGCGCUCGUACAUCCCAUCCGCCGUACGACGAAGCUACUGUGAAUACACCAUCGAGGACGACGCGGAUGACUGGGGGCCGAUUUUUCCAACCUCUUGUUAAGCUACCUAACAGUUAAAUCGCAUAUCUGUCUCUGUCUAAUUUGAAGAAGAGACAAAGACGGACAUGUAAUUUAAUCUGUUGGUUAACUUACCAAGAGGCUGGAAAAAUCGACGCUUGCUUGUCAAGUCCUUUAGUCUCUCCCGCGCCGUUGAGACGAAGAAUCGCGUCAUGGAAACGCGCGUUUUGCGCCCGAAUGAAUUUUUCACGCGGCAAAAUCAGGAACGCCAGCCUUGAUGAAAAUUUCUCGCGCGCUGCAAAUUUCAGAGCGCGACAGGGGAAAACUGAGGUGGAAGAUUUUUCUUGAAAAGAUCGGCGCGAUUGUGUGACGGAGCGACCGAGAAUUUUACCGCGUUCCGUUUCAACACGUUCCGUACCAACGUCACACAUGUGUGACGGCUGAAAUCUUUUUUUUUCUAUGUCCACAUUACCAAACUGAAGCCCAUGGAGUCAAAUUUCUCACUACAGAACGAACUUGGUAGCAUGCAUGGCUCCUCGUAACAACUUCAAAUCAUGCUCCGUAGAUUAUAUCGAGACGUGCGCCUUAAACAAGAUGAACACGACCCGGAUACAGGCAAUGAAGACGCGAAGGGAAGACAGUCGGACAAGACGUCGACGACUACGACGACGAGAACGACGAGUACGUCAGUUAACCGUCUCGACCCAUGUCACACGUCAAGGAUCCGUCGAAGCUUUCAAGCGCUUUCGAAACUCGUCGUUCCAAGCGGAUCUUUCCUGUCACACAUCAGCCCUUCAUAUUCACAAAAGUUCCUCUGGCAAGAACAGCAAGUUUCAGCAAGAACAUCAGAAAGCAAAGGCGACACACAAAGGAUUAAGUAUGACCGAUUGUAUUGGGAAAAAAAUACUUGAAAAUUGUGUGGAACAAAAGUUUAUCGCAGAAAUUAACCUUAUGUCGAAUAAAUUUUAUAUCCCACAAAUAAAUGUUCAAAGACUU
Messenger RNA from Odontomachus brunneus, 1273 nucleotides. RefSeq lists its product as uncharacterized. NCBI's taxonomy places the organism in Eukaryota, Metazoa, Arthropoda, Insecta, Hymenoptera, Formicidae. The transcript is spliced from 3 exons. Bases 832 to 1188 code for a protein of 118 amino acids. The record is from RefSeq and is a predicted model, not a curated record.